Molossus molossus (Pallas's mastiff bat) is the source of this 1420-nucleotide messenger RNA. Its product is annotated as polyadenylate-binding protein 2. The transcript has 4 exons. Lineage: Eukaryota; Metazoa; Chordata; Mammalia; Chiroptera; Molossidae. The record is from RefSeq and is a predicted model, not a curated record. Bases 185 to 766 code for a protein of 193 amino acids. Gene Ontology annotation, biological process: intrinsic apoptotic signaling pathway in response to DNA damage; negative regulation of intrinsic apoptotic signaling pathway; extrinsic apoptotic signaling pathway in absence of ligand. Gene Ontology annotation, cellular component: mitochondrial outer membrane. Gene Ontology annotation, molecular function: protein heterodimerization activity; protein homodimerization activity; RNA binding.
CUCCUUCCUUCCCUCCCUUCCUCCCUCUCUCCCUCCCUCCCAGCUUCUGCACCAGGAAACGGCCUGGAUCCCGGCAGCGGCCUGACCUGGCUCCACGCUGGCCAAGAGGAUGAAAGGCCCCAGCUGGGGGCUCCUUGCCACCAGCGCUGGGUCCUAAGAGCUGCCAUCCAGGCUGGCCGCCCGGAUGGCGACCCCAGCCUCGGCCCCAGACACACGGGCUCUAGUGGCAGACUUUGUAGGCUAUAAGCUGAGGCAGAAGGGUUAUGUUUGUGGAGCUGGCCCUGGGGAGGGCCCAGCAGCUGACCCACUGCACCAAGCCAUGCGGUCAGCUGGAGAUGAGUUUGAGACCCGCUUCCGUCGCACCUUCUCUGAUCUGGCAGCUCAACUGCAUGUGACCCCGGGCUCAGCCCAGCAACGCUUCACCCAGGUCUCUGAUGAACUCUUCCAAGGGGGCCCCAACUGGGGCCGCCUUGUGGCCUUCUUUGUCUUUGGAGCUGCUCUGUGUGCUGAGAGUGUCAACAAGGAGAUGGAGCCACUUGUGGGACAAGUACAGGAGUGGAUGGUGGCCUACUUGGAGACGCGGCUGGCUGACUGGAUCCACAGCAGUGGGGGCUGGGCGGAGUUCACAGCUCUAUACGGGGACGGGGCCCUGGAGGAGGCUCGACGCCUGCGGGAGGGGAACUGGGCCUCAGUGAGGACAGUGCUGACAGGGGCCGUGGCACUGGGGGCCCUGGUAACUGUAGGAGCAUUUUUUGCUAGCAAGUGAGAAAGUCCAGGGCCAAGUGGGGCUAGGUGUGGCUGGGGGACAGGAGAGCAGGAACAGAACAGAGAAAUACCCUUGAAAGUGGUGGGGUGAAUGGAUGGGCAUGGAACAGGAAUGGGAAGGGGCAGGGCAGUGUGUGAGGGUGCUGAGUGUGCCAGGCAGACAGUUGGAAGAAUGAACUGGAGACCUUAGGGAAUGUAUUUGGAAAGUUGGGGCCAGGAGAUGGAGUAAUUCCAGGGUUAGGGGGAGGUGGGAGGGAUCAUGCCUGUCGGUGUAGGCACAGGAAACUAGCUGGAGCUUGGUUUGCAGCCCUGAGGAAGGGGGACUUGCAUAGGGGUUGGCAUCUCCACUGGAUGAGUGGGAUUUGGGGAAAACACAGAAGGCACAUCCCUUUGAAUGGUAGCUUGGAUCCUCAGGAGAUAGGGAGAGGUGGCUGUGAAAGUGGGCUGCUCGGACAUGCGUGUGCAUGUGCACGCGUGCUAAUGUGCAUGCUGGGCUGCUUGUCUAAUCUGGUGGUCGUGGGAUUUUUUUAAGGAGAAAACAUUCCCUCUUGCAGUGGCAAGAACAAGGGGCAGUUCUCUGUCUCCCUCCCAGUCCCCAUUCCUUCCUCCCCUUGUCCUGGUGCCUCAAGGCUGAGGGAGAAACACUGUAUCCAGA